Klebsormidium nitens is the source of this 2510-nucleotide messenger RNA. The record is from the annotation of a GenBank genome assembly. Lineage: Eukaryota; Viridiplantae; Streptophyta; Klebsormidiophyceae; Klebsormidiales; Klebsormidiaceae.
CUCUAGGAGGCUGCCAAUUCGCAAAUGGUGGCGGGCAGUACUAGUACUAGUAGCCUGUGCUCAAUGCGGGUGUGUCGGAUAGUAUAGGUAGGGCGCUCUGCUAGUGCCAGUGGGGCCCGCAUUGCAUUGAUGGCCUCGCUGGCGACUAGGAAGCAGCCUUUCCUCUCCCCUGCUGCUAGUGUGGGACUGCACCCUCAGGUGCCUGACAUCAAGCCAUCCGCGCUGGUUCAUUUCAGUUGCUGCGCACCUGCACUGCAGCGCAUGUUUGCCACCACGAGCAGGCGUCUGCUGAAGCCAGGAGGUUGGGCAGCAUUGUACGCGCAGGAUCGCUUGGCCCAAGGAGCUCAUUGUGUCGGGGAGUAUGCGACAGACGCAAUGACGCAAAUGAGGGGCCAAUCACAAGGUGGCGAAAUGAUGCACAAUGCAGACACCACUCCAGCAGCGGUGGUUGCCCCUGUUCCCUCCUCCGCUGCCCCCCUGGGCGUUGUCCAGACCGAGCGGGGGACCCAAUUCGUAGUGGGGCCCUCGUUCUACAAGCCCGAGAGCACCCCGUCUAGGGACCUGGCGGUGCUUGCUGCGCGGGUGCACCAGCAGCAGACUGGAGCGGGGCUGCGGGUGCUGGAUGUCAUGAGCGGGUGCGGCGUGCGCGGGGCACGCUACCUGGACCAGGCGGGCGUGGAUUAUGUGUGGGCCAACGAUGCCUGGGACGAGACGCACGCCCCCCUGGUGGCCAACUUGUCGGCAGCGUCCGGGGACCCUUGGGGGUUCCAGGGCCCGGUUGACGCCUGGCAGAUCAGGCAGGCUGCCACCACCUACGCAAGGGCCUCAGAGGAGGGAGGAAGAGCAGAGGCCGAGCUGGCGGAAAGGCAGCGCAGCCAUCUGAGGGCGACCACCACUGACGGCGUGCGGGAAGACCCGGAAGGACCAGAAAUGGUUGCGGGGGCCGCGCGUAGCAUGGGCGGGCUUGGGAAGGACGGAGCUCUCGAUUCAAAGGAUCGAGAAGGACGGUUUGGGAAACUACGGGGGUACCCAGUUGGUUCUGAAGUUGCGGAUGACGGGACCUUGCAUAGGGAGCACGUUUUGGGAGGCCCCACUAGUAUAGAAGAUGGGCACAUCGGAAAGGGACAUGCACGUCUCAGUGGAGACGUUUCGAAAAGCUGCACAAAAACAUCGCCCGAGGGGACAGAAAGUGGGCGGAAACCGCGGUGGCGCGUGUCCCACCUGGAGGCGAGCAAGCUGUUGGGCAGCUGUAACCAGAACGGCGACUUCUACGACAUAGUGGACAUCGACUCUUUCGGAAGCGACUCGGCGUUCUUGGGGGACGCUCUGCGGGCCGUGCGUUACGGGGGGAUGGUCUACGUCACCUCUACCGACGGCUUCGCUCUGGCUGGGGGCCAUCGGCCGGCUGCCACGCUGGCAGCGUACGGGUCGUAUGCGCGGCCCGUGCCGUUUGGGAACGAGAUGGGGCUGCGCAUCCUGGUGGGGACCAUGGUGCGCGAGGGUGCGCUACGCGACCUAUUGGUGCGGCCCCUGUUUUCGCACUUCGCCCCGCACGGGCCGGUGUUCCGCGCGAUGCUGCGGGUGGACAAGCUGAACAAGGGCGACUGGGGCCACGACGACUUCGCCUUCCUGGGGCACUGCUUCGUGUGCGGGCAGACCCGAAAGGCCGCCUGGAAGCAGCUCGGGAACAUCACCUGCGCCUGCGCAGGGCCCGAGCAUCCACCGCGGCCGAUGGCGGUGGUGGGCCCCAUGUGGACGGGUCCCCUCCACUGCGCGGCCUUCGUCGACGCAAUGGUCGCGGAGAGCGGCCGCCACUCGUGGGCGGAGGGUUUAGCAGAGGGGUACGGGCGGCGGCCCGCGGGGGAGCGGCAUCGGCCGAAGGGCAACUCGGUGUACCCCUUCCGCGACCUGCCCGACCUGCUACAGCUCAUGCAGGAGGAGACGCAGCCGGGCCUGCCGCCCUUCUUCUACAAGCUCGACGACAUUUACAAGCUGGGCAAAGCGUCUCCCGUUAACAAGCUGGAGCUCUGCGCCGAACUACGCAAGGCUGGCUUUGUCGUGUCUCGAUCCCAGGUGUCUGCUGGGGCCAUCAAGACGAACGCGAGCAUUGCGGACUGCAUUGAAGCGGCCCGGGUGUGCCACGUGGCAGCCCAAAGGAAGAAAGACCAGAAGCUGGCGGCAAGGCAAUGACGCUUUCGCUUCUUGGCGCGCGUUUCGAUGCAGGCCCAAUCAGAGCGACAUAGAACAAAGCCUCGAUUUUCUCCACAAAGUGCUGGGACGUCAAACGUCUACCUUUUCAGCGUUGAUUUGAAAAGGGGACCGCUGGCCAAGGCUCAUGAGUGCACCCUUGUGCAUCCGGUUGUAUGGUUGGCCGGUUGGGAUACAAGACCAUUCACCUGCGUCCAACGGACGUGCCUUGAGCACCAUUACUGACCAGAAAGUACGGUAGCAUGCCAUGCUCCCGUCCUGGUGGCCUUACCUUCUUACAAUGUUCGGCCGCACUACUGGCA